Messenger RNA from Rhincodon typus (whale shark), 778 nucleotides. It is a transcript of the gene cyba, whose product is annotated as cytochrome b-245 light chain. Gene Ontology annotation, molecular function: heme binding. Gene Ontology annotation, cellular component: NADPH oxidase complex. Gene Ontology annotation, biological process: superoxide anion generation. The record is from RefSeq and is a predicted model, not a curated record. The coding region runs from base 46 to 459 and encodes 137 amino acids. The transcript is spliced from 4 exons. NCBI's taxonomy places the organism in Eukaryota, Metazoa, Chordata, Chondrichthyes, Orectolobiformes, Rhincodontidae.
UUUUUUCUUUAACUUGAAAUAUUCAGUGCUGCAGGUGUCUUUGUGAUGUUGUUGGAAUAUCCCAGAGGAAAGAGGCGAAAGGGAACAACAAUGGAGAGACCGGGUCAGCGCUUUUUUGCAGCUGUUGUGAAAUUGUUUGGACCUUUAACGCGAAAUUACUAUGUCCGUGCUAUUCUACAUGCAUGCCUUGCAGUACCUGGAGGCUUUAUAUUGCCCACAGUCCUGGGCACUGUCAACCUUGGCAUUGCCAGUCUCAUCUACCUACUUGCUGCCUUCCGAAAAGAGGAAUGGAGACCCAUACAGGCGUUGCAGUCUCAGAAAGGACACGUUGGAAAAAGUAUCCAUCAGCCACCCACAAACCCCCCACCAAGGCCUCCUGCUGAACAUCGAAGGAAACCAGUGGAUGAUACAAGAGCAGUUGAAGUCACUGCCACACCAGUUACUUUUGACUCAAACUGAUGUGACUUCGCUGGCAACUGUAAUUAUUCAUCAGUCGUAUUAUUUUACUGAAUAUAUUAAUACAGUGCAAUGUAAUAUUUAGACCCAAUGUAAGAUCAAAUUAUGAUUUCUUUGAAAGAAAUAUGAACAGUUUUUCUGAUGCAAGGGUUUGCUCACUCCUACAGCAAGAGACAAUCUACUGCCUUGUUUAUUUGUCAACAUUAAUGUUUCUAUGAUAUUGUUACCAAAAGUUCUCCCCUUUCAUUUUUGCUGUUGAUAAGACUUGUUCUUUGUAAAGUAUUAAUAAAAGAAUAGGCUAGCAAAUGCCAUUCUCUUAAAA